Eleginops maclovinus (Patagonian blennie) is the source of this 3377-nucleotide messenger RNA. It is a transcript of the gene ccnyl1, whose product is annotated as cyclin Y-like 1. Gene Ontology annotation, biological process: regulation of canonical Wnt signaling pathway; regulation of cyclin-dependent protein serine/threonine kinase activity. The record is from RefSeq and is a predicted model, not a curated record. NCBI's taxonomy places the organism in Eukaryota, Metazoa, Chordata, Actinopteri, Perciformes, Eleginopidae. Gene Ontology annotation, molecular function: protein kinase binding; cyclin-dependent protein serine/threonine kinase activator activity. Bases 836 to 1873 code for a protein of 345 amino acids. Gene Ontology annotation, cellular component: plasma membrane. The transcript is spliced from 10 exons.
GGUGCGGUAUGUGAGCUCCGGCAACAGAUGGAGGACACCCAGUACAAAUCUGACGGGGUGUAGGCUCUGAUGGGGGAGUACGGACCAGCUACCACACUUGGCUCUCUAUUGAGGAACUGAAACAAAGCCUAGUCAUUCAGGCCUCAUUGAGAAUUUCUGUCACUUUUACAUUCUUGGUUGGAUUUUUCUCUUUUUACCUUCAUUUUUCACUGGAGGCCUCAAAAGCUUCGGGCUAGAUUUGGUUUAGGACCGACCUGAGUGCAAGAAGACAUCUACGGGAUUGUUUGGAAAGUCUCGUAAAAGUAUUUGCCAGAAAUUUGCGUUUUGAAUUCUUCUCAUGUCUACUUUCUCAAGUCAAUAGUGUUCUCACGAUAGCCAAACGUGUAAUAAAUGUUGUUUUUUAAAAAAAAAACAAGUUAAGGAGACAGGCUAACUAGUUAGCUAGCUUGCUAUGAUGCUAUUUAGCUAGCUAACGUUACCUAGCAGCUACACUCAUGUUGAAUGAAUGAAUUAACGACCCCGGCAUUUAACUAACAACUGUCAGUUUCUAUUGCUAGAACACGUCGAAUAUUACAUGUAACGACACCGAUUUUCUACUAAGGUGAGCCUGUGUGGCUAACUCUUCUUUGACUCUUACACUACUACCCUCAGCUGGACAGGAAUGCGAUCCCAGGGAGUUGGCGGACAGCGGCGAUUUAGCACGCAAAGAUAGUCCAAAUACUGAGAAAAGCCUGCUAAUGUGUAUGAAGCUGAAAGAGGCUAAUUUUAGCUAGAUACGCAUAUUUGCACUACUUGGACUUGGCUGGAACAGCGUGGAGCUUAAUCCCAACUCAGAAUGGGGAAUACGGUGACAUGCUGCGUUUCUCCCGAGUCGAGCCCCAAACUACCUUCGAGACAACCGGCGGAGCGGCUGGAGGAGCUGCAGACCAGCACGGAAGUGAGCGAUGAUAACACCGUGCCCUACCUGCAGCAUAUAAGCGACAGAGAGGUCCCUGACGAGCUGGCCCUGGAGUCCAACCCAUCCGACCACGCCCGAGCGAGCACCAUCUUCCUUUACAAGUCCCAGACAGACGUACGAGACAAGAGGAAAAGCAACCACAUAAAUCAUAUCAGUCAUGUGUCUCCUGGUCCGCUGUCCAAGAAAUACAGCUCCUGUUCAACAAUCUUCAUAGAUGACAACACCGUCAGCCAGCCAAACCUCAAAAGCACAAUCAAAUGUGUCACGUUAGCAAUAUACUACCACAUCAAAAACAGGGACUCGGACCGGUCACUGGACAUUUUUGAUGAGAAGUUGCACCCCUUAUCAAAAGAGCCAUUGCCAGAUGACUACUCUCACGUAGACCCAGAACACAAACUGAUCUACCGCUUCGUCAGGACGCUGUUCAGCGCUGCACAGCUCACUGCAGAAUGUGCUAUUGUUACUCUAGUGUACUUGGAGCGCCUGCUGACCUACGCUGAGCUAGAUAUCUGCCCCUCUAACUGGAAGCGCAUCGUCCUGGGAGCCAUCCUGCUGGCCUCCAAAGUCUGGGAUGACCAGGCUGUGUGGAACGUAGACUACUGCCAGAUCCUCAAAGACAUCACCGUGGAGGACAUGAAUGAGAUGGAGCGCCACUUCCUGGAACUUCUCCAGUUUAAUAUCAACGUGCCAGCCAGCGUCUAUGCCAAGUACUACUUUGAUCUGCGGCAGCUGGCUGAUGACAACAACCUCAGCUUCCCUCUGGAACCUCUCAACAACCAACGCGCCCAGAAACUGGAGGCCAUAUCAAGACUAUGUGAAGACAAGUAUAAGGAUCUGUGUAAAGCGGCGAUGAGGAGAUCCUUCAGCGCAGACAACCUGAUCGGUAUACGACACUCCAAUGCUGUGCUGUCGUAGGCCUGACCUCUGCCCUCAUGUCCAAAAUCCCAGCGACCCCACAGCCAGCCCCGGACAAACCUCACAGGUUCCACACAUCGUCAGCAGGCAGGAGAUUUGAUGUUACUGUACGAGCUGCCCAAACAGUAAUCUGCAUUACGGCUUGAGAGCUGCAUGACUGCAAAAUGACACUUGAAAUUGGUGUUUACCUAAAACUAUUGUUUUCACAAUCCCUUAUUUAUUUCAUACCUGCCCCUUAUUUCUCAGAGCAAGUGUUAAGUAGGACCGCUCUACCGCAGUUAUCUCUGAGGACUAGCCUUUGUUUUGUCAUAAAAGUGUAAUUUUUUUCCCAAAUGAUAUCCCAAUUAAUCCAUUCAUCCUGGCAUUGUUCUAUUAGUCACUGGGUUUCCACGAGAACACAAGAACCUACACUGUUAGUUUGUCUCCACUGCACCAUUGGUCUGUACUUAAGACAUCAAUAUUUUGUCACAAACAUGAUGCAAGUCCCAAAAAGUCUCUCAAACAAUUUAACAGCCAGGAGAACAGCGCAUGUGUUGGACUAAUUUGAUUGGUCGAUUAAUACAAAAAGUACAGCGUUACGGAUGGUAACUGCGGGAUUGACUCAAUACACAAUAACUGCAGUGUGUGUUCAUAGUGAUGAAGGAACAUUUCACCCUGUGCAACAGAGUGUAUCAUCUAGGUUUCAUAGGUUUUUUUUUCAGCUGGUCUCGUAUAUCUCUCUUUCUUUUUUGGGGUGGGGGGCAGAUUAAAAAUGCUCGAUGGCCUAAAUGAAUUCUAGAGAUUAAGGAAUCAUGAGGUCAAUCGCAAUUCAUUGUGGGUUUUUUGUCUUUUGAUGGGACUUUUUCACAUAAAAAAUAUCAACAUACAUAUAUUUUAUCAGGUCAAAUGCAAAAACUGCUCCUUGUAAAUUACAGGUGAUACCAAAAGUUAUUUUUGAGAGUGUAACAAAAGACUUGUUUACUGUUAACUACAGUGGUGUUUGAUACUAUUUCACUAUAUUAUCUACACGUAUACAUUUGGAUGGAGCACAAAGCAUGUCAAAGUAUUAAACUAUAAAUAUUCCACAGGAUUAGGUUGAAGUACUCCACCCUUCAGUCAGCUGUUGUCUGUUUGUAGUGUGUUUUGGAUUUCGGUGUGCCAAUCUGAGGUCAGUUAAACUUUCCAGAUCAGUAUUUCUACGGUUUGGCUCGAUACAGCAGUUAGGUAGAAGAAAAUGACUAAAUCUAGGUUGGGUCCUCCCUCAGUAUUGUGCCCCUCAAAUCCUGCCAUCCGGACCCCUCCUCAGAGAGCCCGUAAACAGAUUACCAACAUUGUUUUUUUCCCAGGCCCCGAUCAGAGUUUUCAAACAAACUACAUAGAUGUUGAGGGGGAAAACUGAUGGAAAAUCCCCUUCUUUUUUGCUUACUAUGUAGGCUAUCUAGCUGUGAAACUUGUCUUGUUUUUAAUUGAAAAAAACAUUUGCAGAUGGAGUAUUUUAAAUAAAAACUAAUCAUGUAACAAAGAA